CUACUACUUAUGCAGCAACAGCGUCACUGAGACUAACACGCGCUACAUUUUGUUUUCUUUCUUGCCUGCCAAAGCCCUUUGACGCACAAAAUGGAGGUGGGCGAUGCAUGUAUUCGGCCGGUUCCAUAUCGCGCCCAUUGUGAGUUCCUGUUCUCAGACAAACUGUUGUUGGCCGGUGGCAUGCAGUUCAGUGCUCUUCACUGCAACAUGCGACUUUCAACGUGGUUCACCGCGACUCUCUUCUCCCAUCGCUUCAUCACAAUGUCACUGGAAGACUCAAGGUUACACCAAUCUCGCCUGGUUUUGGAGAGCCAUGAAAUGAACCGCAACAAGCGAAGGAUGCGAGACAGUGUCUUGUCGUCAAUGGAACUUGCUAUACAGCCGCAUAUGGUACUCAGCCGGAGAGAGCAUGUGGGAUCGAGUCAGGUAGGUCAUGGAAUGGGAACCUUCAACUUCGAUAGGCUGCGCCAUGCCGGGCCAACAGUUGUCGUUUGAGAACCCGCGAUUGAAGGCGCUGUUGUCGCAGACAAAACCACAAACACAAGUGCGUGAAGUUCUGAGUUGGCUAUUGUUGUAAAGCGUACAAUAUUCCGUUCAACUUCUUUCUUCACACUUAGAUCACAGUGGUUGACGAGUAAACCACAUUUUGUCUUACCAACUCAGACACCAAGUUCCCUUCAAACCAGGAGAGACUUUUCAGAUCUCAAGAAACUGUCCAGUGAGAGAAACUACAACCAAGCCCAAGGAACAAGAACCUCGAAGCUGCCACGAUGAAGACGUCAGUUCGCCUACUCGGGCUUUUGCUGCUGCAUCUUCUUCUUAUCACUACAGUCAUGGGUCUCUCCAACAUUGCUCGCGUGCCUGUCCACCGCAAUGCCAACUACAAGGCCGACGGCACCAAGUCACUUGUGUGGUUGUUCCACAAAUAUGGCAUGACCCCAACCAGACAGGGCCGCUUCCAUCGCAACAAAGAACAUGUCUUGAUGAAACGACAGACCGAUGGCUCCUCGGCCCAAGUUACCACCGAUGAUCAGCAAAAUGACUCCUUCUACACCUGUCCGGUCCAAAUUGGUACUCCGGCACAGACCCUGAACUUGGACUUUGACUCUGGUUCAUCUGACUUCUGGACCUGGUCCACGCAUCUUCCCUCCCAUACUGUCAAGGCCGCGAAAGCAUCGGGUGCCCCUGUCUUCAAUCCAGACAACUCUUCCACCUUCAAGACCAUGCCUGGAAGCACCUGGUACAUCCAGUACGGAGACAGUUCUGUAGCGUCGGGAACCGUUGGAACGGACAAUGUCAAGAUCGGGAACAUAACCAUUGAGAAUCAGGCUAUCGAACUGGCCAGCAAGAUCUCGAGUCAACUCCAGAAUCAAACUGGUUCCCGCGGUCUCGUUGGGCUGGCCUUUGGCAGUAUCAACACUGUCCGACCCAAGCCCGUCCACACCCCUCUGGAGAACAUGAUUCUGCAGCAUGACAUCCCCGCUGACCAACAGCUCUUCACCUGUUACUUGGGUUCGUACAAGGAUGCAAAAGACCCAGAUCAUGGCAAGUCAUUCUACACUUUCGGUGCUGUCGACCAAGGUGCCGUUCAGUCGUCGGGCCAGCAGAUUUCGUACGUCCCAGUCGACAACAGCAAGGGGUUCUGGAUGUUCGACUCCCCGUCCGUUGUUCUCAACGGUCAGACCAUUAACCUGGCCAACAACCAGGCAGUUGCGGACACCGGUACCACUUUGAUGCUCGUCAGCGACCAAAUCUGCGACCAGUUCUACGGUGCCAUUGAUGGUGCCGAAUUCAGCGAGGAUGCAAUGGGUUGGAUCUAUCCCGCCGAUACUCCAGCCGAAAGCCUUCCUACCAUCUCGUUCGCUGUUGGCAACACACUAAUUACCAUCGAGAAGGAGCAUUACGCCUUUGCAGCGUACAACAGCACCAUGGUUUAUGGAGGUAUCCAAUCCCAAGGCAGCCUGGGCUUCAGUAUCUUCGGAGACGUUUUCCUCCAGAGUGUCUAUGCUAUCUUCGACGCGGGAAACAUGCGAUUUGGUGUCGUCCAACGCGCCGACCCUACUCCAAAUGGACCUCAAGCAUGAUCGGAGCGGUGGAUGGGUGAAGCCAUGGUGGGGAGCUGCUUGAUGCUGGUGCUCAUGGCAGAAGACGAGUUCAGCAGUAUUGAUGCUCCAAGAGCAUGUUGCCAUUGGCCACUCCUAGGACCAACGUAGCUAGUAUUACCUCAUUCUAUGGUUCGUUCAGACCGCUACUUCAACA
Exophiala dermatitidis NIH/UT8656 is the source of this 2259-nucleotide messenger RNA. RefSeq names its product aspartic endopeptidase (AP1). Gene Ontology annotation, biological process: proteolysis. The transcript has 8 exons. The record is from RefSeq and is a predicted model, not a curated record. NCBI's taxonomy places the organism in Eukaryota, Fungi, Ascomycota, Eurotiomycetes, Chaetothyriales, Herpotrichiellaceae. Gene Ontology annotation, molecular function: aspartic-type endopeptidase activity. Bases 771 to 2084 code for a protein of 437 amino acids.